Cynara cardunculus var. scolymus (artichoke) is the source of this 1602-nucleotide messenger RNA. Its product is annotated as alpha/beta hydrolase domain-containing protein 17C-like. The coding region runs from base 331 to 1227 and encodes 298 amino acids. Lineage: Eukaryota; Viridiplantae; Streptophyta; Magnoliopsida; Asterales; Asteraceae. The transcript is spliced from 5 exons. The record is from RefSeq and is a predicted model, not a curated record.
UCUAUUCAAUGUUCAUCUCAUCAGCAUCAUCAUCAAUAUCAUUGUUCUUUGAUCUACCUUCCUUUUCCUUUUUCUUUUUCAGCAGCUACGUCUUCUCAAUCUCCUCUCUAAGAUCGGAUCAUUUAUCUUCCUUUUCACGCCAUUUAUUCACAUCACCCCACUCCUACCCGAAAUCAACACCCACCCAUUCAUAAAACAGAUUUUCAACUCAAAAUAUUCAAACCCUGAUUGAAAAUCCUCUUCUUCCUUUCAUUGAGCUGAAAAAUUAGAAUCGGGUUUCAAUCUUUUGGGGAAAUUAAUGAUCUUUAUGAGGUGGGGUUUUGUUGUUAAAUGGGAAAUGUAACCUCAAAUAUAGCUGCAAAAUUUGCUUUUUUCCCACCAGAACCACCAACAUACGAUGUUUACAAAGACGAAGAGGAUGCACCAAAUGGAGAAAAAAGGUAUUGUUUUACAGGUAUAACAGCAGAUAAGAACGUUGAUGUUCAUUUGCUUGACACAAAGGUUGGGAACAAGGUUGUUGCUACCUUCUGGAAACACCCUUUUGGGAGAUUCACCCUUUUGUACUCUCAUGGCAACGCUGCUGAUUUGGGUCAGAUGCAAGACCUCUUUAUUGAGCUCAGAGCUCACCUCCGACUCAAUAUCAUGAGUUAUGAUUACUCGGGAUAUGGAGCUUCCACGGGCAAGCCGUCUGAAUUGAACACGUAUUACGACAUAGAGGCUGUGUACAACUGUUUGAAGGAUAAGUAUGGAAUCAAACAGGAAGACAUCAUCUUGUACGGCCAAUCCGUUGGCAGCGGGCCCACGUUACACUUGGCUGCUCGACUACAGAGGUUGAGAGGCGUUGUUCUACAUAGUGCCAUUCUUUCAGGAAUACGAGUUCUGUAUCCUGUCAAGAUGACAUUCUGGUUUGAUAUAUUCAAGAAUAUUGACAAAGUGCAGAAAGUCAACUGUCCGGUUCUUGUUAUACAUGGGACAAACGACGAUAUCGUUGACUUCUCACAUGGGAAGAGAUUAUGGGAACUGGCAAAGGAGAAAUACGAUCCGCUGUGGGUCCAAGGCGGAGGCCAUUGCAAUCUUGAAACAUACCCAGAGUACAUAAGACAUCUGAGAAAGUUUAUAAGUGCAAUGGAGAAGGUCUCCAUCGCCAGCUCCAAACGAUCUUCAGGACCAAGUAUCACAGGAUCAGUCAAACACAACAAGUGUUUGAGAUUUGGUAAAAGAUCAUAGAUAGCUAGCUUUUUGUGUUGAACAAAUCUUCCAUGGUUACCUGUUUCAUCCAUUUUUAGUUGAAUUCCACCGAGUUUUUCUUGUUUCUAUUUGAUUGGGAUUCAACUGUAAUUAACAUUCUUCAUUUUUUUUACGUAGAUGUUAGAAAUCGGAAAUUCUUGUCUUGUGCUUUUGGGUUCGUUUGUUGCCCUCCGUUUGUGGCCUGUAUGCAUGGAUUUGGUGGGUUCGUGCUUGUUUAAGUACAUAUUUAAAUGCCUAUCCAUUUCAUUUAGUUUUCUUUUGUAACCGAGAGUAUUUAGGCCAGCCUGUGGGCAUUUUGACUAUAAAAAUGUUCUGUUUCUGCGACACUAUCGAGUGGUAGCACGAGCACCCUUC